GCAGCAAGGGGAAAAGUCAAAACUGUCCGCUGGAUUUACGCAAUUCUCUUAUGAAAUACACAUUUGAGGAAAUGAUCAAAUUGUGCAGUUUUCUAAGAGGCUAGAAGGAGUGGAAUGACUUCCUCAAAGAUGAUGGUAAACGAGUGGCGUCUUUGACAAGAAGUUUGGUGUCUAACUUUCUCAACCAGCAAACAAGUGGAUAUCAUUUUGUAAAGAGCUGCGUUUUUGAUACUUGCAUAACUGUUGGUGCAAAAAAAGUUCCUCGGUCUCUGAGGUGCAAACGAGAUACAACUGGACCAGGACUGGACGAUCGAUUAUAAUAUGUAGUGAUGCGCGCUGCUUUAAUGAAUCGCGAGACGCUGGACGUCACAGCCACGCAUCUCUCCGUGCCACAGGUGCGCAGUAAACAUUGGUUAUUCAUGAUUGAUUAACGGCGGAAAGAAAAGAAGACCGCGCAGAGGGGACAAUUACUCGCACUAUGGAGAUCAUGUCUAAUCAACCUACAACAGAGGCUGGUGGAGAUCACACCGCUGCGGGUUCCAUGUCUGCAGGCUUGGACAGAACCGAUGUCCCCAGCCCGAGUCCGGUGAACAAACAGCGGUCCCUGCGGGCGGUUUAUGUGCUGAAUGAUGGACUGAAGGCAGUGGCUGCCAACAGCCCAGAGUCCGGGGCGCUGCAGUGUCUCCAACGCUCAUGCGACGCAGAGAGUGCCAUAUUAACCACAGUGACUUUUGGACGCUUAGACUUUGGAGAGACAUCGGUGCUUGAUACAUUUUAUGACGCAGAUAUUGCCGUGGUGGACAUGAGCGAUGUAUUCAGACAGCCCUCACUGUUUUAUCACCUUGGUGUUCGUGAGAGCUUUGAUAUGGCCAACAAUGUCAUCCUCUACCACGACACGGACCCUGACACAGCACAGUCCCUAAAGGACAUGGUGGCACAGAAAAACACAGCCUCCAGCGGAAACUACUAUUUCAUCCCUUACGUGAUGACACCCAACAAUGAGUACUUGUGCUGUGAGAAUGUGGCCCAGCGAAGAGCAUCAGAAUACAUGCAACCCAACUGGGACAACCUCCUGGGGCCACUCUGUGUCCCAUUGGUGGAUCGCUUCGUCAACUUGCUCAAAGACAUUCACGUCACGUCUUGUGCUUCAUACAAAGACACACUCCUGAAUGACAUUCGAAAAGCUCGAGAUAAAUACCAGGGAGAAGAGUUGGCCAAGGAGCUUACCCGUAUCAAACUACGCAUUGAUAACACAGAGGUUUUGACUCAGGACAUUGUGAUGAACUUGCUGUUCUCCUACAGGGAUAUACAGGACUACGAUGCCAUGGUGAAACUAGUACAGACCAUUGAGAUGUUGCCCACCUGUGACUUGGCCAACCAGCCCAUGAUCCAGUUCCACUAUGCUUUUGCGCUCAAUAGACGGAACAGCCCGGGAGAUAGAGAGCAGGCAUUACGUGUGAUGUUGCAGGUUCUGCAGUCAUGUGAGCACCCUGCACCUGACAUGUUUUGUCUGUGUGGUCGCAUCUAUAAAGACAUAUUCCUAGACUCUGACUGCAAGGACACCAAAAACAGAGACAAUGCCAUCCAGUGGUAUAGAAAAGGCUUUGAGCUGCAGCCCACUCUGUAUUCAGGCAUUAAUUUGGCAGUGUUGCUAAUUGUGUCAGGACAGCAGUUUGAGACUUCCAUAGAGCUCAGGAAAAUCGGUGUGAGGUUAAACAGUCUGCUGGGUCGUAAAGGCAGCCUGGAGAAGAUGAAUAACUAUUGGGAUGUAGGGCAGUUCUUUACUGUCAGUAUGCUGGCCAAUGACAUUCCCAAAGCUGUACAGGCUGCAGAGAAACUCUUCAAACUCAAGCCACCUAUAUGGUACCUGCGAUCAGUCGUCCAGAACCUUCAGCUGAUUCAGCAUUUUAAGAAGCAGAACACAGAGCAUUCUCCUCAGAGAGAGCGACUCAACUUCUGGAUGGACAUCAUUGUGGAGGCCACACAGGGAACAACCAAUGGCCUUCGCUUUCCGGUCUUGAUCCUAGAGCCUACUAAAGUUUACCAGCCCUCGUAUGUGUCCAUAAACAGUGAAGCUGAAGAGAAAAACGUUUCUAUAUGGCAUGUAUCUCCUGCUGAGACGAAGGGCAUACAUGAGUGGAACUUCACAGCGUCAUCCAUCAAAGGCAUUAGCAUCUCUAAAUUUGAUGAGCGCUGCUGCUUUUUGUAUGUCCACGAUAACUCCGAUGAUUUCCAGAUCUACUUCUCCACAGAGGACCAGUGUGGCAGGUUCUGCUCCAUGGUCAAGGAGCUGAUCACAGAUGGGUCAGGAAAUGCUGUUGAGCUAGAGGGGGAGGGAGAUGGAGACACUCUGGAGUACGAGUACGACUAUAAUGAGAAUGGAGACAGAGUGAUUCUCGGUAGGGGUACAUACGGAGUGGUCUAUGCAGGAAGAGACCUGAGCAACCAAGUGCGCAUUGCCAUCAAAGAGAUCCCAGAGAGGGACAGCAGGUACUCCCAGCCUCUGCAUGAGGAGAUCGCCCUCCACAAAUACCUAAAACACAGGAACAUCGUUCAAUACCUGGGUUCAGUGUCAGAGGAUGGCUAUAUCAAGAUCUUCAUGGAACAGGUCCCUGGAGGCAGUUUGUCAGCAUUGCUUCGUUCAAAGUGGGGUCCUCUGAAAGAGGCCACCAUAAUCUUCUACACACGGCAGAUCUUGGAAGGACUUCGUUAUUUACAUGAGAACCAAAUUGUUCAUCGGGACAUCAAGGGAGACAAUGUCCUGGUCAACACUUACAGCGGUGUGUUGAAAAUCUCAGAUUUUGGCACAUCCAAGAGGCUGGCUGGAGUCAAUCCCUGCACAGAAACAUUUACUGGCACGUUGCAGUACAUGGCCCCUGAAAUCAUCGAUAAAGGCCCCAGAGGUUAUGGGGCACCUGCUGAUAUUUGGUCCUUGGGGUGUACGAUCAUAGAGAUGGCAACAGGCAAACCCCCUUUCCAUGAGCUGGGAGAGCCACAGGCUGCCAUGUUUAAGGUGGGCAUGUUUAAAAUCCACCCUGAGAUCCCAGAAUCUCUUUCCUCAGAGGCUAAAUCCUUCAUCUUGUCCUGCUUUGAGCCUGAUCCCAAUAAACGAGCGAUGGCUGGGGACCUGCUCAAAGAUCUGUUUUUACGUCAAAACAUCAAAGGCAAAAAGAACAAGAUUGCAUUCAAACCCUCAGACUACAUCCGCAGUGUUUCAUUACCGGUACAGCUGCAGGCGGAGGCUACUGGGAGCAGCAGCAGUGAACCUGGCUCUGUGUCUCCAGACUGCGACUCCAAACAAGACGUGUUCUUUGAGAAGAAAAAACGCUCAGGCUCUGAAAACCUCAUUAAACCGCCCAACUCAAACUACCUCAGUGUUCCAGAUGAGAGUCCUACAGCAGAAGACCGCAGCUCUCCUGCCUCCUCUGAGAACAGUGACUCUGGUCUCUUCCUUCUGAAAAAAGACAGUGAGCGACGGGCCAUACUCUACAAGGUCCUUAAUGAGGACCAGGAUAAAGUGACCUCCAACCUAAUGGAAAACCACAUCCAGGGCCAAGAAGAGCUUAAAUUGUCAGUGGACCACAUCAAACAGAUCAUCUGCAUCUUGCGAGACUUUAUACGUUGCCCUGAGCGACGCGUCAUGGCAACCACCAUCUCGAAACUCAAACUGGAUCUGGACUUUGACAGCACGUCCAUCAAUCAGAUCCAGCUGGUUCUGUUUGGUUUCCAGGAUUCUGUUAACAAAGUAUUGAGGAACCAUCACAUUAAACCUCACUGGAUGUUUGCCAUGGACAACAUCAUCAGACGGGCUGUGCAGGCAGCUGUUACCAUUUUAAUUCCAGAGCUUCAGACACAUUUCGGGCCAGCGUCUGAAAGUGAGGGUGCAGAUAAGGAUGCAGAUGAAGUAGACGAGGAGGACGAUGGGGAGUUCAGUUCAGUGGCCCGUGUGACACAGGAAGAUCAAGCCCUCACAUCUGGUGUCAGCACCCUGAGCUCGGUCAUAUCCCAUGAGGUUCAACGGCCACCGCACCCACUGGGAGCUCAGCUCGGACGCCUCAAACAGGAAACCACCAGGCUGCUUGAAGAACUAGUGCAAAAGGAGAGAGAGUAUCAGCAGGUACUGAAACAAACUCUCCAGCAGCGGGCACAUGACAUCGAGCUUAUCAGGAUCAGACAGCAGCCUGCUCCAGAGACGCCUACCCCUUCCAUAUUUAACAUGGCCACUCAGCCUGAGCCUGAUAAGAAGCUUACUGAUUGGCUGAAGGAACAGGGUGCUGACUCAGAUACCAUAGACAAGUUUGUUUUGGAAGAUUAUACACUUAACGACAUUCUUUCUGAUGUGACUAAAGAAGACCUUCACUGCCUGAGACUUAGGGGAGGUGUGCUGUGUCGUAUCUGGAAAGCUAUACAGAAACAUCGCAAUAAAGGGGUUAGAAAAGUCAUGAAUGAUGCGGGAAAUUCAGAUGGAUGAAAGCUGUGCAAAGUUCCUUUUACCGGAAAUCUGAGCCAACAUAAUAAAUCCACACACAUCUCUAUAUUGAGAAACUGUUUAUUAAAACCCCUCUGGCCCAAACCUUGUAAUUCUGACGCCCUCUGUUCAACUUGUCAUGUUUGCCUGUUUUUCAUUUCUAAUCUAUUGCUUUUGUGAUAUUUUUAGCAUGUGACCUCAUUCUCUCCGGGUUUUCCAUCUAAUUUUCAUCCCGUUUAAAUAGGAAAACACUAAGGGAUGUAAACAGCUCUAUCCAGGAAAGACUAUUCUUUAGACUGGGGCCCCUAGUGGUGCAGGCUGGCACAAAGUGAAUCUCUCAGUGACAUGGGAAAGGGCUCUGAAUGGCACAGCAAACAGUGUUGUAGGAUUUCCAGUCAUGCCAUUCUAAAUUUUAGAGAGUCUAUUGAGAUUUCUAUGGUUUUAGCUUCAAAAUUCUCAACCGUGAUUUGAUUUCAUGCUAAAAUUGUGUGUAAAAUAUUGUGCAUUACAUUUUGAGGGACUGUCUGGACGAAAUAACCACAAACCUCUCAGACCAGGGCUAAGUAGCCUCUUUUUAAUAUAUUUUGAUAAUUUUGCUUGUGAUUGCCUAAGCCAUACGUUAAUAAAUUAAUCAGCAGAUAAAUGUGAUCACAUGUAAUUAUGUUUUAUACUUUAACCAUCGCUUGUUAUUCAUGUCUAUAAAUACAGCCGUGACCAAAAGUAUUGGCAGUGAAAUAAAUUUUGUGUUUUGCAAAGUUUGCUGCUUCGGAAUUUGUAGUUUAUUUUUUAACAUGUUUCUAACAUAACAUGUUUCUAUGCUAUACUGGAAAACAAUGAUAAGCAUUUCAUGAGUUUUAAAGACUUUUAUUGGCGAAAACAUUCAAUGUAGGCAAAGAAUAAAUAUUUACAGUGUUGACCCUUGUUCUUUAUAACCUCUGCAAUUCGCUCUGGCAUGCUGGAUAUCAGUUUCUGGGCCAAAUCCUGACCGAUGGUGAUCCAUUCUUGCCUUAUUAGUGCUCUGAGUUGAUCACAAUUUGUGGGUUUCUGCUUGUCCACUCGCCCUUUGAGGAUUGACCACAGGUUCUCAAUGGGAUUAAUAUCCAGGGAUUUGCCUGGCCACAGAUCCAAAAUUUCAAUGUAAUGAUCUCUGAGCCACUUCAUUAUCACUCUUGCCUUGUGACAUGCUGCUCCAUUAUGCUGUAAAUUGCACGGAUAAUCACCAAAUUGCUUCUGGAUUGUUGGAAGAAGUUGUUCUUGCAGGACGUUUUGAUACUAUUCUUUAUUCAUGGCAGUGUUUUUGGGCAGAAUUGUGAGAGAGCCCACUCCCUUGGAUGAAAAGGAAACCCACACAUGGAUGGUCUCAGGAUGCUUCACUGUUGGCACGACACAGGACUCAUGGUAGCGUUCACCUUUACUUCUGAUUGACUGAUUGAUUUAUUUGUCCUCGAGAGGAAAUUUGUUUCCACCAUAGGUGCGUACAUAAUACAGACACACAUGUGUAACAUAUUAGAAACAUCAACAUAUAAACAUCUACAAAAAAAAAAAAAAAAAAAAACAGAGACAGAGAGCAUACAUUCUCUGGACUAUACAUUUUCCAGAUGUCCCAAACAGUCGGAAGGGGGCUUCAUCAGAGAAAAUAACUUUGCACCAGUUUUCUGUUGUCCAAUCCUUGUACUUCCUGCAGAAUUUUAGUCUGUCCUUGAUGUUUUUCUUGGAGAGAUGUGGCUUCUUUGCUGCCCUUCUUGACACCAGGCCUUUGUCCAAAAGUCUUCGCCUCACUGUGCGUGCAGAUACACCAACAUGCUGCCAAUAUUGAGCAAGCUCUGCACUGGUGGUGACACGAUUCCAUAGCUUACUCCUCAGGAGGAGAUUGUCCUGGCGCUUGCUGGACACUCUGGGACAUCCAGAAGCCUUCUUCACUGCAGUUGAACCUCUCUCCUUGAUGUUCUUGAUGAUCCGGUAAAUGGUUCUUUCAGGUGCAAUAUUCUUUGCAGCAAUUUCCUUGUACGUGAGGCCAUUUUGAUGCAAAGCGAUGAUGGCUGCAUGUUUUUCUUUAGAGGUAACAUUGCUAACAAUAACACAAUGAUUGAAGGCACUUCUUCCCUCCUUUUAUUGCAAUCAGUCUGCUCUUAUAAUCCAAUCAGAAUGAUAGAGUGAUUUCACCUGACUAGUACUUGUUCACACUUUCCCAGGUGCUGCUGAUAUGAUUGGUGAAAUGAUGUUAGCUGGUCAUUUUGUGCCAGGGACAAAAAACUGUGAAAUUUGGGUUUUUGUGAUUUAAAGUAAAGAAAUUUGGCCAAUGAAGCUUUUUUCAAUUAUUUAAAAUGCAUCUGAUCACACUGUACAAUAAUCUAGAAACAAUGUGAAUCAACACCAUAACAACUGAAGCUGAAAACUUUGCGAAACACAACAUUUUUGUCACUGACAAUACUUUUGGCCACGGCUGUAUAUGUGCAAGACCAGCUUUGCAGACAGCAAAUUACUAUGGGUUACUUUACACCCAGCCCAUGUUCCACAGGCAUGUAUCUUCUUUCUUAAUAAUGAUGUGCCUAUUGUGCCGUUAGCUGUUAAACAGGGUCAGAUUAAUUUGACCUUGUUAUAAGGUAUAAAACAGGCCAGAACUGCAUGAUUGGAAGUCAGAAUAGACUAAAGCACCAAAGGUGCUUGAUACACGUGUUUAAUCUUUAUAUUGUGUAUCUUGUGUUUAAAUGUUAAAGCACUCAGUGUCUGUUGAUUUAUUUUGGUUGUGCUUAGAGCUCUAAUUUUCCAUCUAAUGCUAUUUAAAUAAUUUUUCUAAUGUGUGUGCCUCAAGGUAAUGACAUGAAAGAUUUCUUUCUCUGUUUUACUUUUGACUUAGGGACAUAAUCUCAAUUGAUUGAUAAACGGGAUAUUCAGGCUGUGUUUAAGACAAAAUGCCAACUCAAUUCUCUGAAUUGUAAAACACUUCAGGUGAAUAAAGUUGAAACUUGCAAUAGUCUUUCAAACCCAACCUGAUAUACAGUAAAUGUCUGAACACAUGCAAACAAAUUGCUAAUUCAUUAAAUGUAACAUGAUAUAGCUGCUGUGUAAAACAAAUAGUUUCACUGCCUUCAAAUGCUUGAUAUAUUUCAGCCACGGAAAAUUUCACAAAUGCUGGAAACAUUGUUAAAAUGGAAACAUUUCAAUGUACAUUUUUAAGAAAUGUAAACCAUAAAAACUAAUGAAAAGUCUAACUAUAUACAGUAAGGACCUAAAACACUGUUAUUGUAAUAUUUCCUCUUAAUGUUCUGUUUCAUGUAACUUUUCAGAAAGUGGACAAAGUUGUUACUGUAUUGUUGAUGUUCGUGCUGAAGCUUAUCCUUUAUAGAUAAAAUAUUUUUCUUUUUCAUUUAUGCAUGGUGGUAUAAAGAAUAUGCUUCUCUUAAAGGUCAACAAAACACAAUUAGCAUUUUGUUCAUUUUUUUUAUAAUUUGUGCAAACAAUAAUUGAAGCAUUUGCAUAUUAAAUCAAGAACUUUAAUAGAGAUUGACCAAUACUUAAUUUCUUGACACAACCAUUUCUGAGUCAAAUUUAAAAUGAAAGCACGUUGUGUUUGCCAGCGAAUGAGGUCAUGAUAUCCAGUUAUGCAAAUAAAGAGGUUAGUAAAGUUUUUAGAGGACUGGUAGGGAAUUUUGAUCACUCUUUGGACAGAGGGGGUUUAUUCUCAGUAAUAGUCAUAGUAGUAAUUGUUGGUUUGUGCACAUAACAUUGGCAAAAAAGAAAGCUGAGAUGCUGGCAUGCCAAAUUGUAUCAUACACCCUUAUGUGACCUUUGUACAAAUAUUUAGAUUCGUUAUUCUGGAAGCGUGAAAUCUCAUUCAUGUUCUUUGAUUUUACGCAGAUUGAAAAAACGGUUUCAAUAAGCCUAUAAAGUGGCCCUAAAAAGUUUUGGACAGUUAAAAAUGUGUGAAUUGAAUGCAGUAUUUGCAUUAGUUAAAAAAGUAGCAUGUGCAAACUAUUGUUGCUGCAAACAAAAGAAUAGUUUUUUUGUUUUGUUUUUUACAUUUUUGCAAUGCCUUGUUGGUUCCAUCAGAGAAACAACAGCGUGUAUUUCACCACACUAUGGACAUAUUCCACAAAAUUAAAAACCAAAAAUUGUGUCCAAAUAGUUGUGUGUGUGUGUGUGUGUGUGUGUGUGUGUGUGUGUGUGUGUGUGUGUGUGUGUGUGUGUUUUAGUCAAGUUUUGGAAAUCAUUCCAUUUCAAUAUCUGAACUUCUUAAUUUUAUUUUAUUCUGUUUGAUGGCUUUGCUAAAGAGGUGUAACAUGAUCUCUUGGAUUCUAUUUUUGGUGAUUCACAUCAUUCAUGCCUACACCCCCUACUGGGCAGGGAGAAGAAUUUCUAGCAAAAUUGUAUUUAAAUAUUGAUCUGUUUCUCACCCACACCUAUCAUAUCACUUUUGAAGAUGUGAAAUUAACCACUGGAGUCUUAUGGAUUACUUAUAUGCUGCCUUUGUAUGCUUUUUGGAGUGUCAAAAUGUUGGUACCCAUUCACUUGAAUUGUAUGGACCUACAGAUUUGAGAUAUUUUUAUAAAAAUCUUAAUUUGUGUUUUGCAAAAGAAAGAAAGUCAUAAACAUCUGGGACGGCAUCCCUAUAUUGAGAAACUGUUUAUUAAAACCCCUCUGGCCCAAACCUUGUUUGGCCCUCUUUUCAAAUUGUCAUGUUUGCCUGUUUCUCAUUUCUAAUCUAUUGCUUUUGUGAUAUUUUUAGCAUGUGACCUCAUUCUCUCCGGGUUUUCCAUCUAAUUUGUGAACACUAAGGGAUGUAAACAGCUCUAUCCAGGAAAGACUAUUCUUUAGACUGGGGCCCCUAGUGGUGCAGGCUGGCACAGAGUGAAUCUCUCAGUGACAUGGGAAAGGGCUCUGAAUGGCACAGCAAACAGUGUUGUAGGAUUUCCAGUCAUGCCAUUCUAAAUUUUAGAGAAUCGUUUGACUUAACUCUCAAUUGAUUGAUAAACGGGAUAUUCAGGCUGUGUUUAAGACAAAAUGCCAACUCAAUUCUCUGAAUUGUAAAACACUUCAGGUGAAUAAAGUUGAAACUUGCAAUAGUCUUUCAAACCCAACCUGAUAUAUAGUAAAUGUCUGAACACAUGCAAACAAAUUGCUAAUCCAUUGAAGGUUUAAUGUAACAUGAUAUAGCUGCUGUGUAAAACAAAUAGUUUCACUGCCUUCAAAUGCACCAUUGAAAUGGAAAAUUUCACAAAUGCUGGAAACAUUGUUAAAAUGGAAACAUUUCAAUGUACAUUUUUAAGAAAUGUAAACCAUAAAAACUAAUGAAAAGUCUAACUAUAUACAGUAAGGACCUCAAACACUAUUGUAAUAUUUCCUCUUAAUGUUCUGUUUCAUGUAACUUUUCAGAAAGUGGACAAAGUUGUUACUGUAUUGUUGAUGUUCAUGCUGAAGCUUAUCCUUUAUAGAUAAAAUCUUUUUCUUUUUCAGUUAUGCGUGGUGGUAUAAUGAAUAUGCUUCUCUUAAAGGUCAACAAAACACGAUAAGCAUUUUUUUUAUGUUUUUCUCAAGAGCUCUUUGAAAAGUUUUUAGAUUUAUCUCCAAAUGGUCUUUCAUUCUUGGUAAGAAUGUGAGACUUUGAAGAGAAAAUAAUCAUAAGCGUCACAACCCUCAGGGAUUUAUCAGUAAACCGGAAU
Messenger RNA from Xyrauchen texanus (razorback sucker), 10128 nucleotides. It is a transcript of the gene map3k15, whose product is annotated as mitogen-activated protein kinase kinase kinase 15. Gene Ontology annotation, molecular function: ATP binding; MAP kinase kinase kinase activity. Gene Ontology annotation, biological process: protein phosphorylation; cellular response to stress; MAPK cascade. The transcript is spliced from 29 exons. Bases 479 to 4471 code for a protein of 1330 amino acids. Lineage: Eukaryota; Metazoa; Chordata; Actinopteri; Cypriniformes; Catostomidae. The record is from RefSeq and is a predicted model, not a curated record.